CAAUAAUCAACGAAAGCCUACUUGAUUUUAAUAACAGCUUUUAUUGAAGUUUUAUGCUAUAUGUGAGUAAAUUAUAUUCGUUGAGUAUGUAAUUUCUAUGGACAUAUAUGAGGCCACAAUGCUCUGUCUGGCCUGUCUCCUCACGGUGCUCCAGCUGGCCCUGGGCGCCGAGUACCUGCUGCCUGGCGAUGUAGUACCACACCACUACGACCUGUCACUACUGUACGAUGUUGACCCAGCUACAAACUAUAGCUUCUUCGGCAAUGUGGAUAUACUGCUACAAGCCAACGCCAAAACCUCAAAGAUCGUCCUCCACGCAAAAGACUUCGACAUCGACCAAGACAAAGUCACCCUAACUGGUGAGGGAGACUCCAUUGACGUCUCCAAAGUCCAACUAAACGAUACUUUCAACCUGUUGACCAUUGAGUUGGCAAAACCUUUGGAGACUGGGAAGAAUUAUACGUUAACUAUCCCGUAUUCUGGGAACCUUGUGAACGGGUUGGAUGGAGCUUAUAUCAGUAGUUAUGUUGAUAAGAAGACUGGGAGUAAUGAGCACCUGGUGACGACGCAGUUCGAGUCCAUCUCGGCGCGCAAAGCGUUCCCGUGCUUCGACGAGCCGAUGUACAAGGCCUCCUAUAAGGUCACCAUCGGCCACCAUAGAGCUUAUACCGCCAUCGCCAACAUGCCGGUUGAGAGCUCUUCAGAUAACAAUGCCUUGGAGAGUUAUUGGCCGUGGGCUACAGUUACCAAGAAAUUCAAAAAACCUCAAGAACAAUUCGUAUGGGACCACUUCGGCAAUUCUGUUCCAAUGUCCACGUACCUGGUGGCGUGGGUGGUCUCCAAGUUCCAGCACGUGGUUAGCCCCGCUGACCUAUCCAAGACCAAGUUCAGGAUCUGGGCUAGAGGAGAUGCUAUUGAACAGACGGAAUACGCCUCAACAGUCGGCCCCAAAGUCCUCACUCACUUCGAGUCCUGGUUCGGCGUUCCCUUCCCCCUGCCCAAGCAGGACAUGGUGGCCAUCCCUGACUUCGCGGCUGGAGCGAUGGAGAACUGGGGGCUCAUCACGUACCGGGAAACUGCGCUGCUGUAUGACAAGGAACAGUCUUCUUUCUUGAACAAGGAGCGUGUUGCUGAGGUGAUAGCCCACGAAUUAGCCCACCAAUGGUUCGGCAAUUUGGUCACCAUGAAGUGGUGGUCGGACUUAUGGCUGAACGAGGGUUUCGCGACGUUCGUGGCCUCCAUCGGCGUGGCGGCUGUCGAGCCCGAAUGGAAGGCUGAAAGGGCGUACGCUGUGGAUAACCUCAUGUCUGUUUUGAAUCUAGAUGCUCUGGAAUCCAGUCACCCUGUAUCCGUCCCGAUCGACGAUCCGAAGCGCAUCGCGGAAAUCUUUGAUGAAAUUUCAUACCGCAAGGGAUCUUCUCUCAUUCGCAUGAUGACCAUGUUCCUGGGAGAGGAGGUGUUCAGAAAGGCCAUUAACAACUACCUCGUAAAAUACUCCUACCACAACGCCGAACAAGACGACCUGUGGGCCGAGCUGACGGCCGUCAACCAGCAGCACGGGGGGCUGUCCCGCAACGUCUCCGUCAAGACCAUCAUGGACACCUGGACUAAGCAGACUGGCUACCCGCUCCUCACGGUGAUGAGGGAUUAUAGUGACGGCACACUGUCUAUUACACAGAAACGCUACCUCGCCGUGGGCAACAAGGCCUCCUCCGACUCCCAGCCCUCCUGGUGGGUGCCCCUCAACGUACUCUGUCAGAACGAGGUGGGACAAAAGCCGGAACCUGUAGAGUGGCUAGCUGCUGACGAGGGUUUGCAGAUGGGACAUCGGUACAAACACGGAUCCGGGGCUGGCGAGUGGGUGCUCUUCAACGCUGAGAUGAUUGCCCCAUACCGCGUGAACUACGACGCUGACAACUGGCGCCUCCUGUCCAAGACCCUCAACAGUGAGAACUACGCCAGCAUCCCGGUGCUGAGCCGCGUUCAGCUCAUGACGGACUCGUUGGAGCUCGCCUGGACUAAUGUGCUGGAUUAUGAACAUGCUCUGCAAAUGGUGAAAUAUCUGAAUCGCGAGACCGACUAUCUGCCUCUCUCCACCGGCCUCCGCGGCCUCAGCAAGAUCGAGAACGUGAUCAAGCGCAGUCCAGAGUUCGGAGCGUUCCAGAAGUUCAUGAGAGGACUCGUUGCUGAGAAUUACGAGAGAGCUGGUGGCCUGUCGAAAAAGGCUAUUCUGAAUGGUGAUCAGCUGAACAGCGUCAAGCUACAGGUGCUGACUAGUUCAUGGGCUUGCCGCAUGAAGGUUCCUGGCUGCGAAGAGAACGCUAUUGAAUUGUUCCAACGGUGGAUGUCUUCUGACACUCCCGACGAAGACAACCCGAUCCCAUUGGACCUCCGCCGCACCGUAUACUGCGUGGGAAUAUACCGAGGAAGUGUGGUCGAGUGGAGGUUCCUGCUGGAACGCAAACGUCACUCCAACGUGGCUUCACAUUCCGAUGACAUUCUGCAAGCGCUAGCUUGCACCAGGGAGAUCUGGAUCCUUAACCAAUACCUGGAAUGGGCGAUCACGGACGGCUCGGAGGUCCGUAAGCAGGACUCCAUCGGCGUAAUCAGUGCAGUGACUCGAUCCACCGUCGGGUACUAUGUAGCAAGGGACUUUAUCUACAACCGUAUUGGUGAUAUUGAGAAGAGGUUCCGUGGUUCGGAGACCAGAAUCGGCAGGAUAAUGAGGACUCUUCUGGAACAGUUUACAACGCAGAAGGAAUUAGAUGAGUUCGAAGCCUGGGCAGCCCAGCACAGCAAGGUCCUCGAAGGCGCCAAGCUCGCCGUGAAGCAGGGCAUCGAGAAGGCCCGCGUCAACAUCGACUGGAUCGCCAAGAACAAGGAGAAGGUCAUCAGCCUCAUGCGGCUGUCUGCCACAAAUGAAAACCUACUAGAAUGGUGGAAGAACUUUUUUAGAAGUAACAGCGGGAGUGUCGCUAAGGUUUUCACGAGGACAGUCAUAAUGUGUGUUAUAGCGCUUCUGGUCGUAUGAUAAAUAAGUUUUCAAACAAACUUUAUAGGUCAUACACAGCACUUAUUUACGACUCUAAUAAUGUUACGGAAAAGUAAAAUGGACAGAAGUGAUUCCAAACAUGAUUUUGACUGCCAUUUGGCAUGUCCCAAAAAAUCGUUGCAUAUGCCAAUAUUAUUCAAGCUAACGGCAAUCUGACACGAAAACGGAGCGACAGAUUAAUUUGACAAUACAAUAUUAUAAUGACAGCUUAUCUGAUGAUGAAGACCGAAGGUGGGCAUAGGAACUAUAGUGGUAAAACUAAUCUAAAACCUAACCAGUAAUAUAUGAUCUCGCGCCAUAUUGCGGAAUUUCAUUGGAACUAAAUUUUUCAUACUAAACAUCAGAAUAACAGCGCCCUCUUGAUAACGAUCCUAUAUUUCUGGUCGGGCUCUAAUUGUUGGUUAACCUUUUGAACGCCAAGCCUAUCGCACGCGGCGCGUAAUCGGGAACCUUGUCGGUACGCAUGAAGGUUGAUAUUGGGCUGUAGCCGCGCGCGUCAUAUGACAUCUUUGGCGGUCAAAAGGUUAAACUGGUUUUUAAGAAUGGUCUUUUAAAAAUGAUUAAUUUUUAAUUGAUAACUGUUGAAAGUAAAGAAAAGUACAGACCGCAAUAAAAGCUUGUAUCCACAAUGUUUUCUUUUAGAAAUAACUUAUAUGUCGCUUCGCCCGUCGCGGCAGGUUGCGGUAUCAGUGUGUGAUACAUAUGUAUUAUUGUACAUAAAAUAUGCAUACAAAUAAAAUACUUUUUAUCGAUA
Messenger RNA from Cydia pomonella (codling moth), 3806 nucleotides. Its product is annotated as aminopeptidase N-like. The transcript is spliced from 19 exons. Bases 98 to 3031 code for a protein of 977 amino acids. The record is from RefSeq and is a predicted model, not a curated record. Gene Ontology annotation, cellular component: cytoplasm. Gene Ontology annotation, molecular function: metalloaminopeptidase activity; peptide binding; zinc ion binding. NCBI's taxonomy places the organism in Eukaryota, Metazoa, Arthropoda, Insecta, Lepidoptera, Tortricidae. Gene Ontology annotation, biological process: proteolysis; peptide catabolic process.